Messenger RNA from Condylostylus longicornis, 937 nucleotides. RefSeq names its product DNA-directed RNA polymerase III subunit RPC8 (gene Polr3H). Gene Ontology annotation, biological process: DNA-templated transcription; transcription initiation at RNA polymerase III promoter. Gene Ontology annotation, molecular function: nucleic acid binding. Gene Ontology annotation, cellular component: RNA polymerase III complex. The transcript is spliced from 5 exons. The record is from RefSeq and is a predicted model, not a curated record. The coding region runs from base 129 to 722 and encodes 197 amino acids. NCBI's taxonomy places the organism in Eukaryota, Metazoa, Arthropoda, Insecta, Diptera, Dolichopodidae.
CUGAAAGUGUAAUAAGUCUGUGCUCUGCAGUCGAUGUUUAUAUUGUAUUGUAAUAUAAAAACUUUUAUUUUCAUGUUGAUGGACCGUGGAGCUGUAAAUCAAUUUGUGAAAACUUGAAAUAUGCUAAUAUGUUUGUAUUAGUUAAAUUGAGAGAUACUGUUCGAAUAGUUCCUGGGCAAUUUCGAUUUAAGCUUGAGGAAUCUUUGCGAGAUGAAAUGAAUAGAAAGUUAGCAAAUAAAGUUCUGUUAAAUGUUGGUCUUUGCGUUACAUUUGAAAGUCUGUUGCAACUUAAUAAUUCUAUAAUAUUGCCAGGAGACGGAUCAUCUCACACUGAAAUAAUUUUUCGCUUCAUAGUUUUCCGUCCAAGUAUUGGUGAUGUGCUGGUAGGAAAAAUUAGAUCUUGCAAUAGAGAAGGCGUUUAUGUUACUUUGGGGUUUUUUGAUGACGUUUUUGUACCAUCAGCUGCGCUACAACAUCCUUCUAGGUAUGAAGAAACAGAACAAGCUUGGGUCUGGGAAUACCCUUUGGAUUCGGGAGAGAAACAUGAUUUGUACAUGGACAUAGGCGAAUCUAUAAAAUUCAGGGUGUCUGGAGAAAUUUUUGCGGAAAAUUCGCCAGUGUACCCGCAAAAAAUUGACCCAAAUCAAAACGUUUCUAAAGAUGGAAAAACUCCGUAUAAAAUAAUGAAGUACCGUGACUUUAGUGAUGCGCUUGCAACUUAAACUUUACAAAGUACGAGUAUCACAUUCCAGAAAGUUUAGUAAAAGCUCUUGCCAAUGUACACUUUUCCAAAAUGCGUUCUAUACGUGGUAUGUUAGUGCAUACGUAAAAUAAAAUCGGGUAUCGAAAAAAUCGAGCACGCUUUUCUUAUACAUUCAUAUAUAUAAAUGUUGCCAGAAAUAACCGAUUAAAUAAAUUAUUUAUUUUCAGCAAUAAA